AAUCUCUCCCUCUCUCUCUCUCUCUCAAUGGCGAGAUCUCUCUCCUCCAUUACACUUUCACUUACAUCCAUACUCUUCCUUCUAACGCCGGCGCCGGUUGCCGUCGACGCUCGCAUCGCCGGAGUUUUCACAGCCGGUUCAUGGCAAACCGCCCACGCCACUUUCUACGGCGGCAGUGACGCCUCUGGUACAAUGGGUGGAGCUUGUGGAUAUGGAAAUUUGUAUAGUCAAGGAUACGGCGUUAACACGGCGGCGUUGAGUACUGCUUUGUUUAAUGAAGGACAUAGUUGUGGUGCUUGUUUUGAGAUCAAAUGUGAUCAUGAUGGAAAAUGGUGUCUUCCCGGAAACCCUUCCAUAGUUAUAACGGCGACUAAUUUCUGCCCGCCGAACUUUGCUCUACCUUCUGAUAAUGGUGGAUGGUGUAAUCCUCCUCGUACACAUUUUGAUCUUGCCAUGCCCAUGUUUCUUAAGAUUGCUGAGUAUAAAGCUGGCAUUGUUCCUGUUUCUUAUCGACGUGUGCCAUGUAGAAAGCAAGGAGGGAUAAGGUUCACACUGAGCGGUUCAAAAUACUUUAACCUCGUAUUGAUCAGUAAUGUCGCCGGAGCAGGGGAUGUGGUUAGAGUUAGCAUAAAGGGAAGUAACACGCAAUGGAUGUCGAUGAGUCGAAACUGGGGGCAAAAUUGGCAAUCAAAUGUUGUUCUCAUGGGACAAUCAUUAUCGUUUCGAGUAACUGGAAGUGAUCGUCGAACUUCCACUUCAAUCAACAUUGCACCUUCCAACUGGCAAAUCGGACAAACCUAUGUUGGCAAGAAUUUUCGAGUCUAGAUAUUAGUUAACAAGAAAUUAUUAUUAAGCUAAUUAAUAUUAUUGGAUAUCUGUCCUAGGUUUGAGUUCAGCCCUCGAGUUUCUCCUUUUAGGAAACUUGAAUAGUGGCGGAUGGGACAGAAUUUUGUUAGAAUUAAGAAGUGAUUUAAGGUUUUGUAAUAUGGAUCAUGGGUAAUUUCAUUAUAUGUCUUUCUGGUUUUAAAAAGAUUAAACAAACAGGCCCAAAUAAAAGUACUGUAGUUGGCU
Impatiens glandulifera is the source of this 1071-nucleotide messenger RNA. Its product is annotated as expansin-A4-like. The record is from RefSeq and is a predicted model, not a curated record. Gene Ontology annotation, cellular component: extracellular region. The transcript has 3 exons. Lineage: Eukaryota; Viridiplantae; Streptophyta; Magnoliopsida; Ericales; Balsaminaceae. Gene Ontology annotation, biological process: plant-type cell wall organization. The coding region runs from base 28 to 825 and encodes 265 amino acids.